This is a messenger RNA of Bradysia coprophila, 1162 nucleotides long. RefSeq names its product neuropeptide natalisin (gene natalisin). NCBI's taxonomy places the organism in Eukaryota, Metazoa, Arthropoda, Insecta, Diptera, Sciaridae. The record is from RefSeq and is a predicted model, not a curated record.
AACUCGAAACAACAAUAAGUCAUACGCAUCAUAUCAAGUAGUGACUUCACAUUACAAUACAAAAUAAAUCAAGAAAAACUUUGUGAUUCGAAAAAGAAAAUGCCGAGAUCGUAAAAGAAAAUUCAAAUUUUUUUUAAAAACUGUGCGCCCCUCACUCAUCAGAAAGGAUUUAACAAAAAACGAUGAUUAUUUUGAUAAUUUGCCUCAUUCCGGCAAAUGUUUUGUGCGUUCCGUCGCUUGUGAAAAAUGCUAAGACAGCCGCUAAGCCCGCCCAGUUAUCCAUGUGUCCAUCGACCGAGUCAGACGUUAAAAUUUCGAAAAUUAGGAAUGACGAAGUACAUUUCGAUGAUAAUCGAACACGACGCAAUGCACCCGAUAUUGAGCCACCCAUUCAAUGGAGCUACCUUCGACAGUAUAUUUGUGGACCGACCAAUUCCAAUUGUAUGAGAGAUGAGAGCAGGUUACGGCCGGAUUUUCUAAAGAAAAUUUCAAAAAUUGCAUCGUACGAUUGGGCGUCAAAAGGAUUUCCAAUUUCGAAAGAACACUUUGCAGAUGGAAAUCACUUCAACAGUGUCAAUUUGUCGGGUCGUCGAGAAGGUCCACUGUAUGUCGAAGAGCCGAAUUUCGUCUUGGUGAAAGAAGAACCUCAAUCCGAUCUUCUGGACACAUUUUAUCGAGACGAUCCAUUCAUUCCACAGAGAGGAAGAAAAAGCGAUAAUAAAUCGAAGCUUGUCAAUUCGUUUAACGGAAUGCUGACGCCUACACCCAAAGAUAGAAAUCUCUUACAAAAUCACCCAGCAAACACAAUGACUAUGACUCGUCAAUUUGAACAAAGCAAAAAAUUAGCAUCGCCAAUCUACGAUAUGUGCUGUCAGCAAGGAAUGUAUGGUAGUACUGGCAUUUCUAAGUUAUGUUUUGUUCGAUGCUACAGCAGAGGUAUGAAGGUGGAUAUGGAAGACAUUGAAAAUUAUGAUUAUUCGAUGCCUCAGGAAGUGGAAAUAAUUUAGGAUUAACCGAACGUCAGGACAUUUAAAGAUAAACACAAAAAUUGCAAACAUUCUAUACUUUAAUUGUCGGCACAUUUGACUGUCUCAACACAAUUUAAUUCUUUCAUCAAUUUCCAAGUGGAAUUUAGCUGUUGUACUUUAAGGAAAAUUUAAAA